Molecule: messenger RNA, 2445 nt
Organism: Brassica oleracea var. oleracea
Lineage: Eukaryota; Viridiplantae; Streptophyta; Magnoliopsida; Brassicales; Brassicaceae
Product: kinesin-13A
Exons: 12
Coding region: 204-2174 (656 amino acids)
Biological process (GO): microtubule-based movement
Molecular function (GO): microtubule motor activity; microtubule binding; ATP binding
Source: RefSeq, a predicted model, not a curated record
GAAACCGAGUUUAAGGGAGCGUUUGAAAGAGAGAGAAAGAAACAGCGACCAAUGCCUCCUCUCCUACUCUAAGCUUUAAUUUGAACUUCUUCCUUGUCUUGUCGAGACAGAGAGAGCAAAACUUUGGUCACAGAGAGAUCCGAUCAAAAGGAUCUCCGAUUCGAGCUAAGAGACAAGAACCGAGAUUCGAUUCCCCGGCGGCGAUGAACGGGAGACAGAGAUCUGGCGCGGCGGCGGUUCACCACCAGAGGCAACUCUCCGAUAACCCUCUCGACAUGUCUUCCUCCAAUGGCAGAUGGCUCCAAUCCACUGGUCUCCCGCACUUUCAGCCAUCCCCCAAUGAUUAUGGAUACUAUGGUGGUGGACAAGGAGGAGCAGGAGGAUACCAGAAUGCUCAGAGAAACGACUUCUUUGGAGAACCAACUACUCCUCAAUACGGUUCUCGUCCAUCGAGCCAACGAAGGAACAACGGUGAAUCUGAGUUUAGUCCCGGCCUCUUGGAUCUGCAUUCUUUUGACACUGAGCUUCUUCCUGAGAUUCCAGUCUCUACCCAAUUAGAUGGACCGUCAAUGUUCAAUCCUAGUCAAAGCCAAAGCUUUGAUGACUUUGAGGCUUACAACAAGCAGCAGCCGAACCGUAGCCGUGCCUUGGCUGAUAACUUGGCAGCUGAGAAGGAUAAGAUGAAUGCUGUUGCAAAGAUCAAAGUUGUUGUGCGUAAGAGACCACUUAACAAAAAGGAGUCGGUAAAAAACGAGGAAGACAUUAUUGACACACAUUCCAAUUGCUUAACAGUUCACGAAACCAAAGUCAAGGUUGACUUGACAGCUUAUGUUGAAAAGCAUGAGUUUGUGUUUGAUGCUGUGCUAGAUGAGGAAGUCUCAAAUGAUGAGGUUUAUCGUGAGACAGUGGAGCCUGUUGUGCCAUUAAUUUUCCAGCGCAUCAAAGCCACUUGCUUUGCAUAUGGGCAGACAGGUAGUGGCAAAACAUAUACUAUGAAGCCUUUGCCUCUUAAGGCUUCAAGGGACAUCCUAAGGCUGAUGCACCACACUUACAGAAACCAAGGGUUUCAGUUGUUCGUCAGCUUCUUCGAAAUCUACGGAGGAAAGCUUUAUGAUCUCCUCAGCGAGAGGAAGAAGCUGUGCGAUGCCAUCGUGGAGCUUAUCGAGAGAGGAAGCGCGACGAGAAGUACUGGAACCACUGGCGCAAACGAAGAAUCCUCUCGCUCUCACGCUAUCCUUCAGCUCGCUAUUAAAAAAUCAGCUGAGGGGAAUCAGUCAAAGCCCCCUCGCCUCGUUGGCAAGCUUUCUUUCAUCGAUCUUGCUGGAAGUGAACGAGGUGCAGACACAACGGACAAUGACAAGCAGACGAGAUUGGAAGGAGCAGAGAUCAAUAAGAGCUUGCUGGCGUUAAAAGAGUGUAUUAGAGCUUUGGAUAAUGAUCAAGGUCACAUCCCUUUUAGAGGGAGUAAGUUGACUGAAGUUCUGAGGGACUCUUUCAUGGGGAACUCUCGUACUGUGAUGAUAUCUUGCAUAUCUCCGAGCUCUGGAUCGUGUGAGCACACUCUUAACACCUUAAGAUACGCUGACAGGGUUAAGAGUCUCUCGAAGGGAAACGGCUCUAAGAAAGAUGUGUCUUCUUCAACGUUAAACCUAAGGGAGUCUACAAAGGUUCCUUUAUCUACCGCACUUCCUGCUCCUUCCAACUAUGAGGAUGACGUGAAUGAGAUGUGGAAUGAAGAGAACGAUGAGUUUGAUGCAUCGGAUUACGAGCAAGAGAAGCAAAUGUGGAAGAAAAACGUGAAGCCAGAGGUUUCGUAUGCACAGGAGAGAAUCCAGAAACCUAAUAUUCCAAUGAAGUCAAGAGACAUGCCAAGGCCUGAUAUGAAGAAGUCAAGCUCCGAUGACAAUCUAAAUGCACUUCUGCAGGAAGAAGAAGACCUUGUGAAUGCACACCGUAAACAAGUUGAGGAUACCAUGAACAUAGUGAAAGAGGAGAUGAAUCUGCUGGUUGAAGCAGACCAGCCUGGAAACCAGCUAGAUGGUUACAUUUCAAGACUGAACACAAUUCUCUCUCAGAAGGCUGCAGGUAUACUCCAACUGCAGAACCGUCUUGCUCAUUUCCAGAAGCGCCUUAGGGAGCACAAUGUAUUGGUCUCUACUACCACUGGGUACUGACCCCUCCUCCUCGAGUAUAGACUGGUCCUCCUUUUAUCGACCUCAUCUAAGGUUUUGCAUUGGUGCCCCCUCUGCUGGCUUCGAAUGGAGAUCAGAAGUUUAUUUAUUUACAGCUUGCUGAGAACCCUACAUGGAAGAGUAUGAUUACAGAGUUUCUUAUAUAUGCAUUCUGAUGCUGCUGCAUUUUGAAUUGGAUCAGAUUAUUGUAAUGGAUUAAAUACCUAUGUAAUAAUAAUAUUUACUUUUGUGAUAUUAAUGAGCUUGCCUUGUA